ACGGGGGGCGAGGGACGGGCAGAGAGCGGUUGAGCGUGCGUCAGCAGGUUGGCGAACCGGACGCGAACCUGGCCCCGUGCCCGAGGCAAGCAGGUUGUGGAUAAACAUCUUCUGGACCGGGUGUGGCGGCAGCGUCUCGCAGGCCGGACGACGGGUGGAAACGUUAGGCGCGGCGCUCACGAAACUUGUGGUUCCAAGCUCGCGCGGUACACGUCAGUGACCGGGAAUGUCCUGAAGGCGGAAGGUGGACUCGGCUCAUCCGUCGUUCGAUGCGAUCGAGGUCUGAAUCCCUGCCUCGGCCCUUAGUCAUGGCGGGGAGAGCUAUCGCUAUGCCCAGCGCACAGACAGGAAAGGUGGGGGUGCAAUUUGUGGUGGGCUGCAAAAGAAUCUGGCGGAAUUCGCCUCUUUUAGCUUUAUUCGGGGUCGAGUUCUGGCUCCAGAGCAUCGACUGAUUGGUUAAAAGAGCAGCGAGUGACGAUUGCUCCUCGGCCUGCGCCUAGGUUGGCUACUCUGCUCGCCUGCUGCUGCUAGGGCGAAGGAGGGCAGGCGAGGCAUGUGGAAGAGAGGAUCGGAGAGUUGUUUGGAAUCUCUAUCCACCUGACAGACAUCGCUUGAAGGCCAUGAAAAUCUUCUUGGCUUCCAGGUACUCUGGAGUUGGAGUCGGAUGGAUGGAGGAGAAAAAUGUCCCACGAGCGAGCGAGUGAUUGCUGGUCCCGAGAAGGGACAAAAGAGAGAAAGCCGAUGGCUAAAUUUGAAAUCCAGAUGGACAAAUGCAGCAUGCCGCUUCCCUCUCCUUGCUUUUCCUUUGUGCUGUCAACGUCGAGGCCCCUGGAGUUCGUCUGUGUUGUGGUGUCCUUCUACGACGAGUUUAUAAUUAUCUUCAGAAAGUGUGCUGGGACGGAGGGUUCGAAGUGUUGUGGAAAGAAUGAGGGAGCGAGAACUGUCAAUGCAUUCGCCCAACUGUGUUGGAGUGACAAGUGGAGAGCCUCAAGAAUUUUAACAUGGUUUGUGGAGCUUAUUGUUUUAAAAAGGCUCCUAACACCUACCAGACGCUGUGUUCGUGCCACACAAGCAUGUGGGAUUUUACAAGCAUUCUAAAUAACAUAACGUAUACGUACUGAUGUACCCACAUUGCAUAUCGUGAUUGGAUCCAAAUAUAUCCUACUUUUGGCUGUUUUUCCGCUUACUGGGGAGCUCAGUGAUAUCCGAUGGCAAAUGGUGAUCAUCCAUCAUUUUACUCACUCCUUGCCCGCGCUCUUUUUAAGCAAGUUCCCGAACCUGAAGAUUGAUCCAAUCCGACAAGUGUGAUCCAGAACACCAACUCCCAGAUAGGAAGUUUCAAGCAGAAAGUGUCUCUUUGCUUCACUAGGACUCCGGGGGCUGUUUCCUAAAAAUCACCAUGGCUUUCAGGGAGGUGUCAAUAUCCAGUUGCUGGAUAUAGACCUUCUCCCUUUCUGCCCGCCGUAAUUGGAACGGGACCAGAGUUUGACUUCACCACCUUGCAGCAGAUCGGCUGCUAGCGUACCAGGAUUCCUUCUCUCUUGUUGACUUCACACACACUCACACGCACGUCCAUAAGGUCCCAGAAUCAUUCCCUUCUCACAUCCAGUACCAACAAUAGCGUCUGUUACUGCUACCUUUUGAUGUUUUCUUGCGAGAUUUGCUUACGGUAAAGUAGCGUGUAAGUCCCUAGUCGACUUUUCACAGUAUAAUAUCUGUGGGUCGUCAAUAUUCACCGCGAAGACGAACCUAAUAAUUCGCUGAGUUCCCCAUAUUUGUACAUAGUUGUGAGAUUUACAUCCUACCAGGACUUACGGGCUACACGAAAUGGAAAUGUAACUCCAUAAUAAAGCAG
Messenger RNA from Marchantia polymorpha subsp. ruderalis, 1855 nucleotides. NCBI's taxonomy places the organism in Eukaryota, Viridiplantae, Streptophyta, Marchantiopsida, Marchantiales, Marchantiaceae. The record is from the annotation of a GenBank genome assembly.